Molecule: messenger RNA, 1971 nt
Organism: Cladophialophora psammophila CBS 110553
Lineage: Eukaryota; Fungi; Ascomycota; Eurotiomycetes; Chaetothyriales; Herpotrichiellaceae
Exons: 3
Coding region: 1-1971 (656 amino acids)
Biological process (GO): positive regulation of transcription from RNA polymerase II promoter by galactose; DNA-templated transcription
Cellular component (GO): nucleus
Molecular function (GO): RNA polymerase II cis-regulatory region sequence-specific DNA binding; zinc ion binding; DNA-binding transcription factor activity, RNA polymerase II-specific
Source: RefSeq, a predicted model, not a curated record
AUGCGUGAACACAUCGCCGCACUCCAAGAGCAGGUCAAUGACCUCUACGCCAGCCUGAACGAGUUGCGAAGCAAAUCCGACUUCGCCUACGCCGGUGCCAUCGACCCCCAGUUCUCCCAUGAUGGCUCAAACCGUUCCAUGUCCGCCUCGGUGCCGCGUACGCUACCUCCCCUUAUAUCGCCAAAGAGAGCCCAGCCCAAGGCCUUGCCUCAAUUCCAUGGCCCGACAAGCACAGUGUAUGGAUUGGAUGUGGCGAAAUCUUCCCUACAGACCAUGGGGAUCACACAUAAUGCGCCGGACGAUGGAAUGAUGUCUCGUGAUCGGAGCAGGGCAGCAUCGCCUAUCAUGAUGCUUCCGGCUCAUCCUAGUAAAGACCCUCUCUGGUUGAUUGACCAUUCAGAAGUAGUUCGUCUGUUGCGAGUCUAUGAGGAAGAGAUUGGCAUCAUGUACCCCGUGGUGGAUAUCGACAAGGUGCUGAAGCAGGCGGGUUCAUUGUACAAAUUCAUUGGAGCAUCUCUGAGAACCGGAUUGGGCCAACCGGGUCUCCCAGGUGCAGACACAUUUGACGACGAGGAGACCACUGUUUUGAAGAUGGUUCUCGCCAUAACUUUGACCGUCGAAGGACACGGUCGCAGUGAAUUAGGCCAGAGAUUCUUUGAUGCUGCAAAACCGGCGACUGAUCUGAAAUUGGUUACGGCUCUGGACAUCAAGUCUGUGGUCUUGACGGUCUUGACAGCCACUUUCUAUUUCCAAAAGGACGAGGAGGCUCAGGCGUGGCGAUUUAUUGGCAUCGCAGCGCGCAUGUGCAUUGAGAUGGGCCUCCACAGAAAGGACUCCCUGCUCAAGUCCUUUACGAAUGAAGCUGAAUACCAGCAAGCCAUCCGUAUCUUCUGGACGGUCUACGCGCUCGAUCGGCGCUGGAGCUUUGGCACAGGCAUGCCGUUUGCAUUGCAAGAUGCUGACAUUGAUCCUGCUCUGCCCGAACCAGACGAGAGCCAUCCAUACUUGAAACACAUUACCAAGUACAACCAAAUUGCUACAAAGGUCUGGUACCACAACCUCGCGUACGAGGCGGGGCAAAAUACGAAGAAGGACGAGAUUGGGUUCCUGGAUUACCAGAUCCUGCAAUGGUACGCGCAGUUACCUGAACCAUUGCAGUUCAACAGUCGAGACCUUGCCAGGGAGAACGAGAUACCUGGCCGUGGGGUGCGCCGUCUCCGGCUCUUGAUGUAUUUGCGGAAGAACCAAGCCCGAACCUCUAUCUAUCGUCCCAUCCUUCAUUCUGCUACCAGCAUCAUGGAGAACCGGCACUACGCUCAGAAUGUGAUUGACGUAGCUAAGGACACUAUCAACACCCUGACGGCGGUUAACCAGAUGUCUGAUAUCUACAAGACCCAGCAAGUGCUGUACAACUACUUCCUGGUCCAGGCACUUGCUGUGCUCUUCCUGUCGGUGGCCCAUGCCCCGGCCGUCUUUUGCUCCCAGACCAGGCAAGAGUUCUACGCCGCAAUUGAGAUUGUCAAGGGUUUCAGCACCAAGUCUCAUGUGUCCAAGCGACUGUGGCGAACCAUCCGCGGACUGAAGGACAUGGGCGAUAAGAUCGGUCUUCUGGCUCGCGGAGGCAACGGCAUGAAUGACGCGGAACAGGACGCUCACUCAGAUGCCGCAUUAGCAAUGGCUGGACUUGCCGGACACAAGGUUGACUUUCAGCAAACCUAUGGCAAUCCAACUUCGAACCAGACGAACGGCAACCAAAAUCAGCAAGAGCUAGGAGUCAGCCCAGAUGACGCACUGCAAAUCACGAAUGAAUUAUCCAGUCUGUUUGAAUUGGCAGGCGGUUAUGGAGCUACGACCCCAGGGCCGGACACGUUCAACUUUGUGGGCGCCAACGGGGAAAUCAGUAUGGCAGAAGGAUUCAAUGCCUUUGGAAAUGAGCCGGAAUUUGCCAGGAUCAUGAACGAGUUAUUUUGA